Molecule: messenger RNA, 2877 nt
Organism: Aspergillus mulundensis
Lineage: Eukaryota; Fungi; Ascomycota; Eurotiomycetes; Eurotiales; Aspergillaceae
Gene: exgO
Product: exo-beta-1,3-glucanase Exg0
Exons: 2
Coding region: 1-2877 (958 amino acids)
Source: RefSeq, a predicted model, not a curated record
AUGCGUUUUACCAACAUCCUUAUGCUCUUGGCCGGGUCCGCCUGGGUUGGAGCGAGUCCAUUAUCUUCAAAUGACAACAAGAUCGUCGCGAGACAGUCAACGUCGACAUACUGGGUGGGCGCUUUAGAGAAUCGAGGGGCGGUGCCUUUCGGCAACGACACCAGCUACCAAGUGCACCGCAAUGUGAAGGAUUUCGGCGCUGUUGGCGACGGCACAACCGAUGACACCGAUGCCAUCAACAAGGCCAUUUCCUCCGGCAGCCGUUGUGGCCAGGGCUGCGACUCGUCCACCACCAAGCCCGCCGUAGUCUACUUCCCUGCCGGCACAUACCUCGUCUCCAAGCCCAUCGUCCAGUACUACUACACCCAGAUGAUCGGUGACGCCAACAGCCUUCCCGUUCUCAAAGCCUCGGCAGACUUCUCCGGCAUGGCCGUUGUCGACGCAGACCCAUACACUGACGACGGUUCCAACUGGUACACCAAUCAGAACAACUUCUUCCGUUCAAUCCGUAACUUCGUCGUCGACCUGACUGCUAUGCCUCAAGGCUCCGGAGCCGGUAUUCACUGGCAGGUCGGACAGGCCACCAGCUUGCAGAACAUCCGCUUCGAGAUGAUCAAGGGCGGCGGCUCCGAGAACAAGCAGCAGGGUAUCUUCAUGGACAACGGCUCCGGCGGUUUCAUGACUGACCUGACCUUCAACGGUGGAAACUACGGUAUGUUCGUUGGUAACCAGCAGUUCACCAGCCGCAACUUGACCUUCAACGACUGCAACACGGGUGUCUACAUGAACUGGAACUGGGCUUGGACCUUCAAGUCGGUUACCUUCAACAACUGCGAGCUCGGCCUGAACAUGUCCAACUCGCCCUCCAACCAGACUGUUGGCUCCGUUCUGCUUCUCGACGCCGAUUUCGUCAACACUCCCACUGGUGUUGUUACCGCCUGGGGCAGCGACAGCAUCCCCGUCGGUGCCGGUACUCUUGUUCUGGACAACGUCGACUUCAGCGGUUCCACUACCGGUGUUGCUGCCGUUGACGGCUCUGCCAUUCUUGCCGGUGGCUCGGUCGUUGACAACUGGGUUCAGGGUGGUGUCUACCGCCCUGGUUCGUCUGCCAGCAAGCGUGCCGUGCACCCUACUGCCGAGGCCGAGGACGAUGACGAAGUGGUGAUCUCUACCAUCAUUGAGACUGUGUACGAGUGUGAUGCCUCGUCCACCCCGUACUUGCCUCCGCCCUCAGCCACGGAAUCGGGCACCAAUGUUGCAGAGACUACCGAAGGACUCUUGCCUGGCACUGAAGCCACCGGUGAGACCGCUACAUCUGUUCCUGCGAUCCCCGGCACUGAAGCUACUGGCGAGACUGCCACUUCUGUUGCUCAGGCCCCCGGCACUGGAGCUACCGGUGAGACCGCUACGUCUGUUCCUGUAAUCCCCGGCACUGAAGCUACUGGCGAGACUGCCACAUCUGUCGCCCAAGUACCUGGCACUGGAGCCACCGGUGAGACCGCUACGUCUGUUCCUGUGAUUCCCGGCACCUCUUCCGUCACGCAAGCCCCUUCAGGCACCGUCACCAGCGCAUCCACCUCCACAGGCGCCAUCCACGGCUCUGACUCCGGUUCCGCCUCAGGCCAAUGCUCCGCCCGCACCGUCACCAAGACCCGCAUCCAGACUGCCCUCCCCGCUGCCACCAAGCCCAACUCUCUCCUCUCCAGCUCCAGCAGCAAGGUCUUCGAGCGCUCCAAGCCCCUCUACGAGAGCUACUCCGCCUCUUCAUUCAUCAGCGUCAAGGCCUCCGGCGCCAAGGGUGACGGUUCAACCGACGACACAGCCGCCAUCCAACAGAUCCUCGACAGCGCAACCUCCGACCAAGUCGUCUUCUUCGACCACGGCGCCUACGUCAUCACCGACACAAUCAAGGUCCCCUCCACCAUCAAGAUCGUCGGUGAAGUCUGGCCCGUCCUCAUGGCCCACGGCGACAAGUUCUCCGACGACCAGAACCCCAUCCCCCUCCUGCAAGUCGGCCAGCCCGGCGAGACUGGCUCCGUCGAGAUCUCUGACCUGACUAUCUUAACCAAGGGCCCCGCCCCCGGCGCAAUUCUCAUGGAAUGGAACGUCGCCGAGGAAACCCCCGGCUCCGUCGGAAUGUGGGACGUACACUUCCGCGUGGGUGGCUCAGCGGGCACAGAACUGCAAUCCGAUACCUGCGCUAAGACACCUAAUUCCACCACCACCCCAGAUGCCAACUGCAUCGGCGCCUUCAUGCUCCUCCACCUCACCGAGAAAUCCACCGCAUACCUCGAGAACGUCUGGUCCUGGACCGCCGACCACGAACUCGACCUCUCCGACCACAACCAAAUCAACAUCUACAACGGCCGCGGCAUCCUCAUCGAAUCCCAGGGCCCCGUCUGGAUGUACGGCACCGCCGCCGAGCACAACCAGCUGUACAACUACCAGGUCAGCAACGCAAAGAACAUCUUCAUGGGCCUCAUCCAAACCGAAACGCCCUACUUCCAAGCGAACCCGAACUCGCUCGUCCCCUUUACACCGCAAGACUCCUGGAACGAUCCGGACUUCAGCUACUGCACGACCGAUGCGUGUCGGAAAUCCUGGGGUCUGCGCGUGACCAACUCCUCCGAGGUGUAUGUGUACGGCGCCGGCCUGUACAGCUUCUUCGAGAACUACGACCAGGAGUGCCUGGGUGAUUCGUGCCAGGAGAACAUGGUGCAGGUGGACUGCUCGGACGUGCACAUCUUCGGCCUGAGCACGAUUGCGUCCAAGAAUAUGAUUGCCAACUCGGAUGGCAGCAGUCUUGUCCCGCAAGAGGGCAACGAGAGCACGUAUUGUUCGACGAUUGCGCUGUUUGAGCAGACGUCCGAUGCAUGA